This is a messenger RNA of Solanum dulcamara, 584 nucleotides long. Its product is annotated as cucumber peeling cupredoxin-like. Gene Ontology annotation, cellular component: plasma membrane. Bases 78 to 584 code for a protein of 168 amino acids. The transcript has 2 exons. Gene Ontology annotation, molecular function: electron transfer activity. The record is from RefSeq and is a predicted model, not a curated record. NCBI's taxonomy places the organism in Eukaryota, Viridiplantae, Streptophyta, Magnoliopsida, Solanales, Solanaceae.
AGUAACUUUUUUUUUUCUGGUUGCAAAAAACUAGAGCGUUUUCUAUCCCAAAAUAAAAAACAAAAAAAAAAGAGAACAUGGAGAAAGUUAUGCGCAUGAUUGUUUCUGGUGCUUUAACCGUGGCAAUUUUGCUACAAGUCACAACAGCAAAAACAGAGCAUAUAGUUGGGGACAACUUUGGUUGGUCUAUACCAAUUAAUGGCGCUUCAGCUUACACAAUGUGGGCUGAUGCAAAUACCAUCAAAGUUGGCGACACCCUAGUUUUCAAAUUUGUCAAAGGCAACCAUGACGUGCAAGAAGUAUCAAGAAGCUCAUUUGAAGAGUGCAGUACGAGAAAUUCUAUAGGCGAAGCUAUCAUGACAGGGCCUGCAAAGAUCACUAUUCAAACUCUUGGUGAGCAUUAUUACAUUUGUACAGUUGGCCAGCAUUGUUUAGCUGGUCAGAAAAUGGCCAUUACAGUUUUAGCCGCUAACUCCUCCAACACUCAGGCGGACAGCACUCCACCUCCUCCAUCUUCCUCAACUUCUGUGUUCGCGAGUAUUCUGUUCAGUUUAUCUUCAAUUGCACUGACCAUUUUUCUCUGA